Molecule: messenger RNA, 1316 nt
Organism: Ostrinia nubilalis (European corn borer)
Lineage: Eukaryota; Metazoa; Arthropoda; Insecta; Lepidoptera; Crambidae
Gene: Syngr
Product: synaptogyrin
Exons: 5
Coding region: 223-906 (227 amino acids)
Cellular component (GO): neuromuscular junction; synaptic vesicle membrane
Source: RefSeq, a predicted model, not a curated record
CCUUUCGACCAAUCAGAGUCGACCAAACUGGAUCGAUGUCAAACGAUGCAGCGGCCAUUGAAAACGAAGUGUCAGAUUUUCUUGUUGUCAUCUGUGUCGUCUGCGCGAUCGAUAUUAUAAAUUGGUUUUCGGGGUUUGAGGAGGUCGUGUGACUAUUGAGCCAUUGAUGUGGUGUUUAAUAUAGUGUUCUAAUUUGUGUAAAGUUCUUACGUAAGUGUAAAAAUGGAUACAGCGGGCGCGUAUGGCGGAGGAAAAGCUGGCGGGGCGUUCGACCCUCAGGCUUUUAUCCAAAGGCCUCCUGUGAUCGUGAGGGCGGUUUGCUGGCUGUUCAGCGUGAUCGUGAUGGGCUGCAUAUCGGCCAAGGGCUGGUACGUGGACAAGGAAGACCACAAGGAGUACUGCGUGUACAACAAGGACACCAAUGCGUGCAACUAUGGCGUCGGCAUCUCCGUGAUCGCGUUCAUAGCAUCCGUCGGCUUCAUAGUUGGCGAAUACCUCUUCGAGCAGAUGUCCUCCGUGAAGACGAGGAAGCAUUAUGUGCUGGCUGAUCUGGGCUUCUCUGCGUUCUGGGCGUUCCUUUACUUCGUGGGCUUCUGCUACCUGUCCAACGCCUGGGGCAAGACCGACAACCCCCCCUACGGAACCGCCAACAACAUGCAGGGUGCCAUCGCCUUCUGUUUCUUCUCGAUCUUUGCUUGGGUGGGCUGCGCUUUCUUCGCGCUGCAGCGGUUCCGCAUGGGUGCUGAAGCGGCGUUCGCGCCCGCCUACGAGGUUGAGGGAGCUGUGGGCAGCCCUGGCGCCUUCCCUGCCUACCCCGGCGCGCCCGACCCACAGCCUGCCUACAGCGACCCGCCCUUCUCGCAGACGCAGCCAGGCAACAUUGACUACACGGCCCCCACCUACUAAGCCGGCGGGAUCCGCGCACCUUUCCCUUUGCGUUUGCGCACCGAGUAAGUAAUAAUUAAUACAGCGCCCUCUACAACAACAGGCAGUCAAAAUCGUGGCGGUUACAAAUCAACAAUAGGUUUUCUCGCAGUAUUGUAUACUGUUAACGCUUAAUGAAAAACUUCUGAUCAAAAGUUGUGACAACCAAAAUAGGCAAAACUUGGAUUUCGAUUAUAACUUUUCAGCUGUAAUAAUGGACAUCAAAAUAAUUCUUUAAGUAUGUAUGAACCAUAACGUUAUCAAUGUGUUUUUCAACUCGCCUUUCAUAGACUAACUAGACUUUUUGACCUGUCAAACAUGUGUAGAAAUUGCAAGUUUAGGAGUGGGGUCAAAAAUGUGUAUUACUUUGAUGUUAUUAGGAAAACAACUAA